Pseudomassariella vexata is the source of this 1029-nucleotide messenger RNA. RefSeq names its product nucleotide-binding protein. The transcript has a single exon. The record is from RefSeq and is a predicted model, not a curated record. Gene Ontology annotation, biological process: iron-sulfur cluster assembly. Gene Ontology annotation, cellular component: cytosol. Gene Ontology annotation, molecular function: ATP binding; 4 iron, 4 sulfur cluster binding; ATP-dependent FeS chaperone activity. Bases 1 to 1029 code for a protein of 342 amino acids. Lineage: Eukaryota; Fungi; Ascomycota; Sordariomycetes; Amphisphaeriales; Pseudomassariaceae.
AUGGCGCCCUCCCUCGAAGAGCCGGAGCCCGUCGGCGACGUCCUCUCCAACCCCCUCAAAUCCAAGCCGCAACUCGUAGCCCCUGAACCGGAACACUGUCCCGGCCCCGAAUCCCAGCAAGCAGGCACUGCAGACUCCUGCGCCGGCUGUCCAAACAAAGCGAUAUGCGCCUCCGCACCGAAGGGUCCUGACCCUGACAUACCAUUAAUAUCCGCGCGUCUGUCGGGAAUCAAACACAAAAUCUUAGUCCUAUCAGGCAAGGGUGGCGUGGGUAAAAGCACAUUCACAUCUCUCAUGGGUUACGCCUUCGCGAUGCGCGAAGAGAUCAAUGUUGGCAUCAUGGAUACUGAUCUCUGCGGACCUUCAAUACCGAAAAUGAUGGGCGUCGAGGCAGAAACGAUACAUGUGUCUGGCACGGGGUGGUCGCCCGUCUACAUGUCCGACAAUCUUUCUGUGAUGUCGAUACAGUUCAUGCUGCCAAACCGCGACGAUGCCAUCAUCUGGCGGGGACCCAAAAAGAACGGCCUGAUUAAAAAGUUUCUGAAGGAUGUGGACUGGGGUGACCUCGAUUUCCUGCUCGUUGACACGCCACCGGGAACGAGCGAUGAACAUUUAAGCGUGAACAGUUUCUUGAAAGAGAGCGGGAUCGAUGGUGCCAUUAUGGUCACCACACCACAAGAGGUUGCGCUGCUGGAUGUGCGGAGAGAGAUCGACUUCUGCCGGAAAGCUGGGAUCAGGGUAUUAGGAUUAGUUGAGAAUAUGAGCGGGUUUGUGUGCCCAAAUUGCACGCAUGAAAGUCAGAUAUUCAGAGCUACAACGGGCGGAGGCAGGGCACUCGCGAAAGAGAUGGGAUUGCCGUUUUUAGGCGAGGUGCCACUGGACCCGAGAAUUGGCAUGGCGUGUGAUUAUGGCGAGAGCUUCUUCGACGAAUAUCCUGAUAGUCCGGCAUGCAAAGCAUUGAAAGGGGUGGUCAGGAGGUUAGCGGAGGAGAUGGGGGUUGAUCCCCAGUUGGUGUCGCCUGACGACUAA